Engraulis encrasicolus (European anchovy) is the source of this 2547-nucleotide messenger RNA. RefSeq names its product ALK receptor tyrosine kinase (gene alk). NCBI's taxonomy places the organism in Eukaryota, Metazoa, Chordata, Actinopteri, Clupeiformes, Engraulidae. Gene Ontology annotation, cellular component: signaling receptor complex; plasma membrane. The transcript is spliced from 22 exons. The record is from RefSeq and is a predicted model, not a curated record. Gene Ontology annotation, biological process: protein phosphorylation; multicellular organism development; positive regulation of kinase activity. Bases 1 to 2547 code for a protein of 848 amino acids. Gene Ontology annotation, molecular function: transmembrane receptor protein tyrosine kinase activity; ATP binding.
AUGUCAGACACCAUGAAAUGGCUGUUCCACACCUGUGGAGCGAUUGGGCCGGAGGGGCCGACUCAGAGUCAGUGCAACAUCGCGUACCGCAACAGCAAUGUUAAUGUCACAGUGGGGACAAGAGCUCCUUACCAGGGAAUACAGAGCUGGAUAGUGCCCGAGACGGGGGAAUACAGGAUCACGGCUUUGGGAGCGCGCGGGGGGCUGAGCGUCAUGAACAUGGAGAAGUCACACGGCAUCUGGAUCGUGGGCGACUUCCACCUGCAGAAAGGGGAGGAGCUACGCAUGCUGGUGGGGCAGAGAGGAGAGGACGCCUGCUCAAAUGUGACCCCCACCCUCAGCAGGUUUUGUUCGGAGCAGAAGGGGCCCGUGGUGAACAAGACCAUGAUCAAAGGAGGAGGGGGAGGGGGAGGCGGCGGAACCUACGUCUUCAAGGUGGUGAAUGGGAGGCAUAUCCCGCUCCUGAUCGCGGCCGGAGGGGGAGGAAGAGGCUACAACAGCCCCCCCGAGAACCAGCUGGAGAUCAUGGACAUGGACGAUCAGCUGCUGGGCAGCAACGGCCUCUCAGCCGCUGCAGGUGGAGGUGGGGGCUGGAAUGACGGCACCCCGAGUCCGCAGGGGGGUCGGCCCCUGGUGCUGGGGGGCCAGGGGGGGCACCCGUGCCAGACCAUUGGCUGGAAGACCCACGGGGGCUUUGGGGGCGGCGGAGGAGCCUGCACCACAGGAGGCGGAGGAGGCGGCUACAGAGGUGGAAACACUUCAAAGGAGAAUGACCCCAAAGUGGCCGGACAGGACGGAACCUCCUUCAUCAGUCCAGAGGGGAAAGCCUACUUGGAGGCCAUGAAAGUGGCGGAUGAGGAUGGCGAGGUGUCUAUUGAGCCGGUGCUGAACUGCAGCCACUGUGAGACGGGCGAGUGCCACUUCACAGAGGAGGGUGUCCAGUGCUACUGUGAGAAGGGACACCUGCUGAUGCGCAGAGGGGCGCUCAUGGUCUGCGUCAACAACACAGGGCUGCCCAUGGUGCCUCCUCAGCCCACCCUGUCCCACCUGGCCCUGGGCCUCUCGGUCGGCACCUCCGCCCUCAUCGCUGCUCUCCUCCUGGUGGUCUCCGGGGUCAUGAUCAUGUACCGGCGUAAGCACACGGAGCUGCAGUCCAUCCAGCUGGAGCUGCAGAGCCCGGACUGCAAGCUGAGCAAGCUGCGGGCCUCCACCAUCAUGACGGACUACAACCCCAACUACUGCUUCGCCGGCAAGACCGUCUCCGUCAGCGACCUGAAGGAGGUGCCCCGACGCAACAUCUCCCUCUCCAGGGGUCUGGGUCACGGUGCCUUCGGUGAGGUGUAUGAGGGAGUGGCAGUGGGAAUACCAGGGGAACCCAGCCCUAUGCAGGUGGCAGUCAAGACCCUUCCUGAGGUGUGUUCGGAGCAAGAUGAGUUGGACUUCCUUAUGGAGGCUCUCAUCAUCAGUAAGUUCAGCCACCAGAACAUCGUGCGGUGUGUAGGGGUGAGCCUUCAGGCCCUGCCACGCUUCAUACUGCUGGAACUGAUGGCUGGAGGAGACCUCAAGUCUUUCCUCAGAGAGACAAGACCCAGACUGGACCAGCCAUCGAAUCUGACCAUGGUGGACCUGCUGAAUGUAGCCAGAGAUAUCGCACGAGGCUGCCAGUACUUAGAGGAGAACCAGUUUAUCCACAGAGACAUAGCGGCCAGGAACUGCCUGCUGACGUGUAAGGGGACAGACCGGGUGGCCAAGAUCGGGGACUUCGGCAUGGCCAGAGACAUCUACAGGGCGAGUUACUACAGGAAAGGUGGGCGUGCCAUGCUGCCGGUCAAGUGGAUGCCACCAGAAGCCUUCAUGGAGGGAAUCUUCACAUCCAAAACUGACACAUGGUCGUUUGGGGUGUUGCUGUGGGAGAUCUUCUCGCUAGGCUACAUGCCGUACCCCAGCCGUAGCAACCAGGAGGUUCUAGAGUUCGUGACAAACGGAGGCCGCAUGGAUCCGCCCAAGGGAUGCCCGGGACCAGUGUACCGGAUAAUGACCCAGUGUUGGCAGCACCAACCUGAAGAUCGGCCAAAUUUCCGCACCAUCCUGGAGAGAAUCGACUUCUGCCUGCAGGACCCCGAGGUGGUAACGGCCCCUCUGGCCGUGGAGUACGGCCCCAUAGCGGAGGAAGAGGAGCGUGUAGCCCUGAACCCUGACGACCCCACGGCCACCACCAACACCACCAGCACCAGCAACACCAGCGCCCGCACCGCCGCGCAGGGCACACCAGAGGGCGCCGAGACGCCCCUCACCAUCUGUGAGGAGCCCCUGCUGCUGCGAGGAGGAGGUGGAGGAGGAGGCAAGAUGAUGGGGAUGGAGGACCCCCUGUUAAUGCCCGGCCACCACCUCCACCCCCACCACCAGCACCAUCCCAACGCGCACUCGGGCGAGAAGGACGGCCACGGCGGCGUCGGUGUCACCGGCGGCAACAGCGGCGGCGGUGGCGGGGGGAAGCCCACCAACCUGUGGAACCCCACCUACGGUUCCUGCAGCAGCAGCAGCUGA